UGAUGCAUUGCAGCAACAUGGCUACAGUAAAGCUGUAUGCUGUGGGUCGGUCAGCUAUUGCUGCAAGGCAGCUUCUUGACCAGAUUGUUAGGCCAGCAGUAUGUGCCACUCAGAAGAGGACAGCAUACAAGGUGGUCACAAGAAGACAUUUUGAAACUUUGAAAGACCAGACAACAAAUGUGGCAAGAAGAUUGUUUUUCACAGAACUCAUGAGAGGUCUUCUUAUUGGUGUCAGCUGGAUCUUUAGGGAGCCAGCUACUCUUAAUUACCCAUUUGAGAAGGGUCCUCUCAGCCCCAGGUUUCGAGGAGAACAUGCACUAAGAAGGUACCCCUCGGGUGAAGAGAGGUGCAUUGCUUGUAAACUAUGUGAAGCUAUCUGUCCAGCACAGGCUAUAACCAUUGAAGCAGAGGAGAGAGAGGAUGGAAGCAGGAGAACUACUCGUUAUGACAUAGACAUGACAAAAUGUAUCUAUUGUGGAUUUUGUCAAGAAGCCUGCCCAGUUGAUGCCAUUGUAGAGGGGCCUAACUUUGAGUACUCAACAGAAACUCACGAAGAAUUGCUGUACAACAAGGAAAAACUUCUAAGCAAUGGAGAUAGAUGGGAGGCACAAAUAGCAGCCAACCUUCAAUCAGACCAUCUGUAUAGAUAAACCAGUGGCUUGAAUAGAUACAUAUACUAGCAAACAUUUGUUAAAAAAUUAGUAUAUGGUUGCUGCAGUACAGUGUUUUUUUUCUUAAACUCUGUGAGGUAUUUCAAUAGGAAAAAUGACCAGCACUCCCUAACUGAACAAUAUAUAUAUUUAUAACUGCCAUUGUAGGCUACACUUCUGGAUUUUUGUUCAGCAGCACUCGGUACUUUUGUAUCAACUAUGUUGUUCCUCUGGGAGUUUUAGGCCAAUGCUAUGUUGUAUGCAGGCUUUCUUUGAAAUAAAUACAUUGCACAAUCUUUCAUUUAA
This is a messenger RNA of Lingula anatina, 956 nucleotides long. Its product is annotated as NADH-ubiquinone oxidoreductase subunit 8. Gene Ontology annotation, cellular component: membrane; respiratory chain complex I. Gene Ontology annotation, molecular function: NADH dehydrogenase activity; 4 iron, 4 sulfur cluster binding. The record is from RefSeq and is a predicted model, not a curated record. NCBI's taxonomy places the organism in Eukaryota, Metazoa, Brachiopoda, Lingulata, Lingulida, Lingulidae. Gene Ontology annotation, biological process: mitochondrial respiratory chain complex I assembly; mitochondrial electron transport, NADH to ubiquinone.